UAUGGAUACGGAUAAAGCCGCUCCGUCAGUUUGAUUAUCUUCUCAAAGCUCAAGCGAAGACUGAAGAAGAGAAGGUAAGAUCUAUUCCAUAAUGCUGGCGCUACUUCAGCACUGCACCAUCUCCAUGCCCCUCGCACGUGCGCUGCGCCCUCCCCCUCCUACGCACGUGCGACCUUGUUUCACGGCCAUGGUCCACGCACCCGUUUCCCCGCGCGCCAACUCCGACUCUCAGGUUCUCCUCGGCUUGUCCGAGAAGAAGCUGCAACAGCUUGCAAUUGACUUUGGUCAGGAAAGCUACAGGGGAAAACAACUUUAUCAUUUUAUAUACCAGAGGAAGGUCAAAGAAAUUCAGGAUUUCUCUCAGUUGCCUUUGGGGUUUAGGAAAGCUCUUGAGAAAGCUGGAUGGAAGGUGGGGCGCUCUCCUAUUUUCCAAACUGUUACUGCAGCUGAUGGAACUGUUAAGUUGUUGUUAAAGUUGGAGGACAAUAGAUUGAUUGAAACAGUUGGCAUUCCGGUUAUGGCUGAUGAUUGUGUGACUCGCCUCACAGCAUGUGUCUCAUCACAGGUUGGUUGCCCUUUACGCUGCUCUUUUUGUGCUACUGGGAAAGGGGGGUUUUCAAGGAAUCUCAAGGCACACGAAAUCGUUGAACAGGUCUUGGCCAUCGAGGAGGUCUUCAAGCGCAGGGUGACAAAUGUAGUGUUUAUGGGAAUGGGUGAACCAAUGUUAAACCUGAAGGCAGUACUUGAAGCACACCAUUGCUUGAAUAAGGAUGUGCGAAUUGGGCAAAGAAUGAUUACCAUCUCCACUGUGGGUGUUCCAAAUACAAUAAAGAAACUUGCUUCUUGUAAACUUCAAUCUACUUUAGCUGUGAGCUUACAUGCUCCUAACCAGAAACUUAGGGAGACAAUUGUUCCAAGUGCAAAAUCCUACCCGCUGGAUGCACUUAUGACAGAUUGCAGAGAUUACUUUCUCGAAACUAGUAGGCGGGUUUCCUUUGAAUAUGCGCUUUUAGCUGGAAUCAAUGACUCGGCACACCAUGCAGCAGAACUUGCUGAAUUACUCCAUGAAUCGGGCAGUGGAUAUCACGUCAAUUUGAUACCCUUCAAUCCAAUAGAAGGCUCUGAGUAUCAGCGUCCUUCCAAGCGUGCAGUGCUAGCGUUUGCUGGUGCAUUGGAAUCCUCUAAAAUAACUGUUAGUGUACGUCAAACACGAGGACUGGAUGCAAAUGCAGCUUGUGGUCAGCUUCGGAACAAGUUCCAGAAAACACCUUUAGUCGCCGACCCUUUUGGUAUUGCAGUAGCCUGUUGAUGGCACAAUGUCUGUUUUUUGGUUGUUGAUGAGAGGUCUGAUGAAGCCAGAGAUGAGCAUCAUAUCCACUACAAUUAUGAACUGAUGAAGGUGUUCACUGUUGCUGCAUCAGUUGUAAUAUCAGCUUUCUUGCCAUCUGAGAAAUUGUGGACACAUCUAUUUGCUUGUUGGCAAUUUUGCUGGAGCAUGCAGGCCUGGAGUAUUAUUUUUUGGACUCUAUGGCAUCUAUAUGAUCUAUACUAGUAUACUAAGAAACACACAGCCCACAGGGUUAGGCCUAAACCAAGUGAUUCUGAGUCAAGAGGGAGAGAUUUUUCCAUGCGUUGGACCUCUUUUGCUUGGUAUGUAUUGAUGUAGCAGCUAUUGACCCCGCUUUUUAUACUCGGUGAAAAGAUUUUUACACUAUCAA
This is a messenger RNA of Cajanus cajan (pigeon pea), 1718 nucleotides long. Its product is annotated as Radical SAM superfamily protein. Gene Ontology annotation, molecular function: RNA methyltransferase activity; iron-sulfur cluster binding. Gene Ontology annotation, biological process: tRNA methylation; rRNA base methylation. The record is from RefSeq and is a predicted model, not a curated record. NCBI's taxonomy places the organism in Eukaryota, Viridiplantae, Streptophyta, Magnoliopsida, Fabales, Fabaceae.